CAACCACAUCGAAGGCUACUCGCAAUCCAAUACUUCAGCCCCAUAAUAUUAUUGCCGGAGAAAGGCUUCCCAAAAGCGCAAAGCCUUCUUUUUGCCUUUCCUGCUUUCCCGUUCUGCGAUCACUUUUAUCCGCCGAGUGGGCUAUGGAGUGUGUGGACCCUGUUACUCACUCGUCCUGACUCACCAUCCUUUCACCUGAGCUGUGACUCGCCUAUGAGACAUCAUCAUUUUCCUUGGAAUUGCAUAAAUUGGAGAAUGGAUCCGUCCCGGAAGUCCAAGCUCAGGCCUCUUGGCCUUUUUAGCUGUGGGUGUUUCUCUGAGUCUCGCUUUUGUACUAGUCGGUGAGAUGGCCGAAACCCAGGAAUUAACUGUCGAGGGGGUUCCGGGAACGCCUGCCAUAAGGGAGGUGAGACCCGAUAAGGGUUCCGAAAAGCUCAAUGCUGGAAACGGGUCAAGUGGGAACCCCAGUUUUGGCGUCAAAAAGAGUUAAUUUGAGAGCUGAGAUUGACACAUCGCCGCCAUUGGGUCUGUUAAGGAGGCAGUAGUGACCCGUUUUGGAGGUAGUGGACCUUGGCCACCUCUUUACAAGCUUGGGGAGGCCAUUAUGAUCAUUUACAGAAUGGCAUUGAUGGUUUUGACAUAAAGAAAGUGGAGGAACAAGCAGCUGAGUUGGAGAAAGAUUUGAUAGUGAAAGAGCUCGAAACACUUGACGUGCUUGAAGAACUGGGAGCCACUAAAAGGAUAGUGGAGGAAUUAAAGCAGCAGCUGCAGAAAGAAUCCUUGAAAUGUUUUGCAACUCAUGAAGUUCAUGCCUAUGAACCGGGUGGACCUCCUGUUAUUAAGGAGAUGAAUAAGGAAAAAUGUGGAAAUAUUGUCAAUAACCAAGAACAGAUAUUGCAUGGUUCAACUCCCUGCUCUAUCUCAUCACCUGAUCUGAUCUUAAUGGAGUUAAAACAAGCUAAAGUUAAUCUUGGUAAGACCAUGAAUGAUCUUGAGAUGAUACAAUCUUCUGUUGAAUCUUUGACUAAGAAGAUGAAGAAGGAGAAUAUUUUUCUCGAGAGGACACUCGAAAUGCAAGCACCAAAAUAUGCUGCUGUUUCUAUUCAAGACAGAGCUCAAGAAAAAACUAGAUUAAAUCCGCCUGUAGCUCCUCUAGAAACAAGUAGCAUUUUUUAUGAUCCCAUGGAUAUAAUGAAGAGCUUCAAUUCUGAUGCUGGGCAGUACAAUAGAAUGGUUGAAACAAGAUUUUCAACUCCCUUCAAUUUGUGUGAAGAGAAUGUAUUUGGUAUUAAGACUGCAGAGAUGAGGUGGUUGGCUGCUAAGAAGAUGGAAGAAGCUGCAAUGGCAGCAGAAGCUAUUGCUCUUGCCGAAAUCAAGGCUCUAUCCAGUACUGCGAGAUCAUCAGGCUUUGUCCUACCAAAGCCUGAAAAAGUGACUUUGCCUUUGAGGGAGCGAUCUCUAACCCCUGAAACUAAAAUACCCGAGGAGUCUAUGGCAAAGAAGGUCGCAGAUUCCAAGUUUCAAAUUGAUGAUGUGAGUAUUUCUAAAUUGACUAUUCUGAGGCGGAUGGAGGAAGCAACAGAAGAAGUUCGACAUAGCAAGCAGAUCUUGACAGAAGCUCUGAACAGAGUUGACACUGCAAACAGGAAGCAACACGCUGCUCAAGAGGCUCUGAGGAGACUGAUUCCAGAGAAUGAUCUCAAGGGACAAGCAAUGUAUAACUCUAUUAAGUGUGACAAAUUCGAUUUAGCUGGAAAUUGUCAAGAUUCUCCUCUACCAGAUGUAACAAGAUCAAACCCGUUGAACAACAAUCCAAAGCCUGCUUUAAGGCCAACAGUUUCAAUGAGAGAUGUGCUUAGCAGAAAGCAAGUUCCUGAAGAAUAUGCCACAAGAAAGGAUAUGGAAGAGAAUCCUGAAAGACAAAAGGUUGCUUUGAGCCAAAUGCUGCGUGCACUAAGGGAAGAUGUUGCUCUUCCUCCAAAAUCUGAGAAAGAUGAUAGCGAUCAGAAACAGUUCAUAGGCCAGAGGAAGAAGUUUGGAUUCAUUCAAAUAUCACUCCCAUUGACAAGGCCAAGUAAGAAAAGGACAUGAACUUUUAAGCUCUAUACAUAUGCAUGCAUGAAUGACCACCAUUAGUGUGCUGAUGUGUACCGACUCCCGCGUUUUUUUUUGGGCAGUACAUGAUAUAGAAGAUGUUUGAAUUCAAAAUCUCUUGCUGCUUAUCACUCAAUGAUGUCCCUUAUAACUAGAUUCUUGUGUUGGAUAUGUUAAUUCUGUUUUGUGUUGGCGUUUGAUUUUGUAAAGGAUUUUGUGCUUGAGCAGUUGGUUUGGAAUGAAACGAUUAUGGGUAUGCAGACCUUGCUAUCCGUAUCAGCUUACUUGUCGAUGUACAUGUCGCUUCCGCCUAACGAACGGUUGCGAUUUGCUUGCUUGAUGGCGGUCUAUAAUCUACCGUAGUAUUCUUGGAGGAAUAUUUGAUUAGUGCUUGUUGGGAAACCCAUAGCACUUG
This is a messenger RNA of Neltuma alba, 2509 nucleotides long. RefSeq names its product WEB family protein At2g40480-like. The transcript has 2 exons. Gene Ontology annotation, cellular component: cytosol. NCBI's taxonomy places the organism in Eukaryota, Viridiplantae, Streptophyta, Magnoliopsida, Fabales, Fabaceae. The record is from RefSeq and is a predicted model, not a curated record. The coding region runs from base 847 to 2091 and encodes 414 amino acids. Gene Ontology annotation, biological process: chloroplast accumulation movement; chloroplast avoidance movement.